Molecule: messenger RNA, 2131 nt
Organism: Syngnathus acus (greater pipefish)
Lineage: Eukaryota; Metazoa; Chordata; Actinopteri; Syngnathiformes; Syngnathidae
Product: E3 SUMO-protein ligase ZBED1-like
Exons: 6
Coding region: 203-2068 (621 amino acids)
Molecular function (GO): DNA binding; protein dimerization activity
Source: RefSeq, a predicted model, not a curated record
CGGAAGUGACGUCGGACUAUGCGACAUGACGCACGCGGGGCAUAGUCGGGAGCAGCCGUGAGUGAGCAUUGCCGCAAAAUGUUGCUAGCGCAGCUGAUUUUCGUCUCCUGUUCGCGGUAGACAGACCGAAGCAUCCUCCUUCACCACUAUCCUCACCACAAAAAGCACAGCGCUCAGUGUGCUGCUUAUCGCGUGCGUCACAAUGUGUGCAAAACGUGUGAAAGAGGAGGAAGUUUGUGGAGUUAAAGAGGAAGAGUUCGAGGAGGAAGUUUGCGGAGUUAAAGAGGAAGAGUACGAGGAGGACGUUUGUGGCGGCGUUACAGAGGAGAAGGAGACGCAACUCCUGGACGCCCGAGUUGCGCUCCACGGAGCAGACAGGAAGAGAGGUCGUUCUUCGGACAUGUGGGAAUACUUCAGUCUGAUCACCCCCGAUAAGGUCCGGUGCUUGGUGUGCUCGGCCGAACUCAAGUACCACGGCAAUACGUCGUCCAUGGUGAGGCACUACACGGCCAGGCACGGACCCGCUCUGAAACAGGUCACCGCAACGGGCCGCAAGCAGGAGCUGGACGAAGCGCUGGCCAACAUGGUGGUGAAAGACUGGCAACCUUUUUCCGUGGUGGACGACUGCGGCUUCAAGGCGCUGGUGGCGUCGCUGGAUCCCGCCUACGUGCUCCCGUCCAGACGGGCCCUCAAGAAGAUGGUGCUGGAGAAAUACGAGGAGGAGCGGAGCAAGGCCGAGGCGGCCGUGCGCCAGGCCGAAGCCGUCAGCCUGACCGCCGACACGUGGAGCUCGGUGGGGGCGGACGCCUGCCUGGCGGUGACCUGCCACUUUCUGGACCAGGCCAUGAGAGUGGCCACGGUGCUUCUGGGCGUGCGGCCUCUGCCGCAAUCGCACACGUCCGGUCACGUGGCCGACAGCUUGACGGCGCUCAUGGAGGAGUGGGCCAUCGAGGGCAAGGUGACUUCCAUCGUGACCGACGCGGCGCCCCAUAUGGUGGCCUCGGUGCGCGAUCUCAAUUUGAGACACGCGCUCUGCUUUGCCCGCUCGCUCAAUUUGGUGGUCAAGAAGGCUCUGGACGCCACGGCGGGCCUGCAAGAGCUCCGCGGCAGGGCGCGCCGCCUGGUGGCUCUCUUCAAGAGCAGCGCCGGCGCCAGAGAGAAGCUGAGACAAGCGCAGGCGCAGACGGACGCUCCGGCCGCGCCGCUCGUCCAGGAGGCGGACGCGCGCUGGACCAGCACCUUCCUCAUGCUCCAGCGCCUCUCGGAGCAGCGACGGUGCGUGGGCGCGGCGCUCGCCGGGCUGGAAACGCCGCCGCUGUCCUCUCAGGACCACGAAACAGCGGCCGCGUGCCUGCACCUGCUGGCGCCCUUCUACCAGGCCAGCCUGGAGAUGGCGCAGGAGAAGAGACUGUCGGCCUCCAAGGUGAUCCCCAUCACAAAAAUGCUGCUGCUGCACUUGCACGAGGCCAACGAAAAGACCAGCCACGCCACGGCCAAGCAGCUGGCGCACAACCUGCUCUCCGUCAUGCAGGAAAGGUUCGACACGCUGGAAAGCCAGACGGCCUUGACCCUCUCCACCCUGCUGGAUCCCAGAUUCAAAACCUUUGGCUUCUACGAUCAAGCGCGCGCGCAGACCUCGCUCAAACGCCUGGCGGCCCAGUGCUCGCAGGUCAUCAUGCGCGCGCCCGCCGAAGAGCGGCCCUUUGCGUCGGCGCCCUCGUCGCCGGCCAACGUCGCCGGUAUCGACCUCUGGGAGAGCCUGGACAGAGACGCCUCGGAAGCCAUGCGGCGGUCGCGCAACGCCUCGGUGGACGCCACGCUGGAAGUGCAGCGCUACGUGAGCGACCCGCCCCUGGGGCGAGCGGAAGACCCGCUGGCCUACUGGCUGAGCCAUCGCAACGUUUACCCGCAUCUCUUCCGGCUGGCCAAGCAUUUCCUGUGCACGCCGGCGUCGUCGCUUCCUUGCGAGCAGGUCUUCUCCAAAUGCGGAGAACUUGUGAGCAGGAAGAGAAACCGACUCAGCCCCAAAAGUGUGGAAAUCGUCACGUUCCUCAAUCAAAGUCUCUGAGCGGCCGGCCGGGCGGAUGAUGGCCAUUUUCUAAAUGCAAUUAAAUGUAGUGUUUCGAGAAGU